CUGUGGCCGUAACCUUUGGCAAUCGCAUUCUGGGCGCCAUGGCUUGGCUUAUGCCGCUCAGUGUGACAGUAAGCACUUUUGGUAGCGCAAAUGGUACACUUUUUGCGGCCGGACGUUUGUGCUUUGCGGCAAGCCGUGAAGGUCAUUUGAUGGACAUACUCUCGUACGUGCAUGUACGUCGUCUGACGCCGGCACCUGGAUUGAUUUUCCAUUCUCUUAUCGCCGCCGCAAUGGUUUUGUACGGCACCAUUGGCUCACUGAUUGACUUCUUCAGCUUUACCGCUUGGAUUUUUUAUGGAGGCGCAAUGUUGGCGCUCAUUGUCAUGCGAUACACCAAACCCAACUAUCCAAGGCCAUACANCAUGCGUUUGUGCAGCCGCUCCAUACGCUUCCCUUCAGUGAAGAAUGCUGAUAACUGA
This is a messenger RNA of Rhagoletis zephyria (snowberry fruit fly), 419 nucleotides long. RefSeq names its product L-type amino acid transporter sobremesa (gene sbm). The record is from RefSeq and is a predicted model, not a curated record. Lineage: Eukaryota; Metazoa; Arthropoda; Insecta; Diptera; Tephritidae. Gene Ontology annotation, cellular component: membrane. Gene Ontology annotation, molecular function: L-amino acid transmembrane transporter activity. Gene Ontology annotation, biological process: amino acid transmembrane transport.